Molecule: messenger RNA, 2343 nt
Organism: Sesamum indicum (sesame)
Lineage: Eukaryota; Viridiplantae; Streptophyta; Magnoliopsida; Lamiales; Pedaliaceae
Product: protein NRT1/ PTR FAMILY 5.5
Biological process (GO): transmembrane transport
Cellular component (GO): membrane
Molecular function (GO): transmembrane transporter activity
Source: RefSeq, a predicted model, not a curated record
AUGAUUUCGUGAUCUGAUUGACCAUCACACAACUCGUUGCUUGUUGUAAGCAGUCAAAAGAAAACAGGUGGAGUGGAUAGCACAAAGAAGAAGAAACGGGACCCGGAAAAAACAUGUAUAUUGAGAACAACAGAAUUGAGAAAUCAUAAGAGGUUGAGCUGGUUCAAUAAUGGCUUUGGAUUUUUGAGUUGCUACUUUGUUUGUGUCUGGGGGGUCUACGCAGAGUCAACGUCAACUCAGUUUUAUUUUUCUAUUAGGGAGUGAACAAUGAGAUACUCAAAGAUUAAACACUGGGAAAGGUAUUUUUCUUUCCCCCCCAACUGAGCCCACCUAUUCAGAAUCGGAUGCUAUUUUGCACCAGUCAAGAAAGAGAAGAAGAUUGGUUCACAGGCUGCAAGGCCUGUCACCUGUCACCCCGCUCUCUCAGUUUCAGUAGCCAUUCUUCUGCAGAGAGUUGAGGUGAUUAGAUUUAUGCAAUAAUGAAGAGCUUUGUCAGAAUUUCCGCACUGCUGUGGGCUGACAUAUUGGUCGGAUUCGCAUUUUUUGAAAUGCAAAAAUAUUUAACUGAGGUUUGGAAACUGAGUUUUACUCAUGCUGCUGGAAUUUUGAAUAUCUGGGGAGGAAUUGCUAUGAUAUUGCCAGUUUUCUUUCUCUUCCUUGUUGAUGCUUGUCUCGGAAAUUUCACGAUGCUCCUGAUUUCUAGCACAACCUACACCGUGGGUAUUGGCUUUGUUACUAUGUCAACCCCAUCAGUUCUUGCCAGUCAUACAGCCACAUGCAAACAAUGUAUAGGUCAUACCCAGAAGGCUCUCUUCUAUACGGGCAUGGCGCUUAUAGCUGUGGGAAGUGCUGGCAAUGAUGUAUCUGUACGCUCUUUUGGUCAUGAACAGAAAGAUAAACCUGACAGUUAUGCAUCAAUAAAAGCUUGCUUAAAAAUACCAGGUUUUAUUCUUGUGGUGCUGAUAGCGGUAAUUGGAGCUAUUGCACUUCCAUACAUAAAGCCAUGGACCCUCCGCUUUGGAAUUCCUGCAAUAUGUACUGCCUUUGCGACCUUUCUUUUUUGGAGUGGUUGGUGUACAUAUGAUAAGGAUAAACCAAAGGGCAGCCCGCUAACUAACGUUUGUAGAGUGUUUGUGGCCUCUGCUUUCAAGAAAUCCAAGCCAUUUCCACUCAAUAAUAGAGAGAUUUACAAGAAAGCUGAAAAUGAGUCAUUUUCCCGUAGUCGUUGCCUCAGGUGCCUAGAGAAGGCUGCCAUCAUAUUGCCAGGAGAAGAUGAAGAGAAGAGCAGAUGGAGACUCUGCUCGGUAGGAGAAGUUGAAGAAGCCAAAAUUGCUGUUCGCAUGAUCCCUAUGUGGCUCACCUUCAUAGUCUGUGGGAUCGUAUCCUCUACUGCAAACACUUACUUUGUAGAACAAGCAAAUAAAAUGAAUCGCAGACUUGGAACAUGGAAAGUUCCUCUUCAGGUGCUUCUACUGCUAUUCGAGUGGGCAAAGGCAUGGUUUGAUAUAUUGGCGAGCUGGUCUUUAAGGAAAUAUAAAGAAUAUGGAGCCCCCAUAGGGAUCGCGGUGGCUAUGAUAUUAUCAGUUCUAUGUUGCAUAACUGCUGCAAAAAUAGAGACACGGAGGCUGAAUGUGAUUAGAAGGCAUGGUUUGGUGGACCAGCCCGAUAAAGAAGUCCCAAUGAGCAUCUUUUGGCUGCUCUUCCAGUUUUUCCUACUAGCCGGACUGGACGCCUUCCUUGAAAAGGGUGUCGGUACAUUCCACGAAGAGCAGGCUCCUGAAUCCAUGAAGACCUACCUCGAAUAUUUCACUAAGGGAGUAUCUGGUCUGGGAUACAUGCUUAGUGUGCUUACAGUUUAUGUUGUGGGCAAAAUAAGUGAAAGAGGAGGCAGAAGAACAAACUGGUUUCAGUACACCUUGAACAGGAGUCGUUUGGAUAGGUAUUACUGGGUGCUGGCAGCUCUAAGUUGUGUGAAUCUACUUGCAUUCAUAUUGGUGGCUUGGAGUUACCGAUACAAGGACGAGGAAGCUUCAUAUCAGGGAGUGGUUGGUACGGGGGAAUCUGCUUUACCCUCAACAAAUGCAGAUGAUAAAGGUGAAUGCUGUUGUUGCUGUGCUUAGAAUUUCCAAAUCCUAAAAUUCAUUCAAGAUUUUAUCCAUUAGCUACGGUUGGGCCUUUCCCAUUCUUCAACAAACCCUCAUCAAUGCAUAAUUUUUAAUCAAAUUAAGUCUUUUCCAAUCAAAUCAAUCACAUAACAAAUGUUAUACACUUGAUAUAUGAUUAAUCGCGUUUUUUGAACUGUAAGCUAAUUACAUCACAAAUAUAUUGUACUUAUUUGGUUUA